Molecule: messenger RNA, 1560 nt
Organism: Hypoxylon fragiforme
Lineage: Eukaryota; Fungi; Ascomycota; Sordariomycetes; Xylariales; Hypoxylaceae
Exons: 5
Coding region: 1-1560 (519 amino acids)
Source: RefSeq, a predicted model, not a curated record
AUGGCCGACGAUACGCCAUCGAGUGACCACGGAAGUCCCGCUGGCAAACUUAACAAUGCUAUAUCCGACUUUGCCUCUUCUUACGUAAAGAAAGAAUUGCUGCAGUUAACCCGUGAACGAGAUGAUGCUCUUGCGCGCAGUCACGUCCCUAAGCUCCGAGCUCUCCUUAGAGAGGUCGACAAGGAGCGUCAUGCGUUUGAGCAAGAUAAGGAGAAGUUGAUAUAUGGUUUGCGCGAGAAGUUAGCGCUGCUUGAGGUCGAUGCCGAUACCAUUGAAGCUACCAUCGCAGAACUUAACCCUAUGGGGCCAAAAUAUCUGAGCGUUAUCCCCGGCGCCUCAACGUUGACCAUAAGACCCCCAACGCCUUUGAUGUCGCCGGUUCGCGACAACUAUUUCCAUACCGUUCUUGGCGCCGAUAUCUUAUCUAGUGAUACCCCGUUCGCUGCCCAAAUUCCGGGCCGAGAAAUUCUUGGCCAAGGGAUUCCCAAUGUAGUGAAAGAGCACUGCUCAAGCUCAAUGAAUAUCAACGUAUCUUCCACCCCCAAUAUAGUUUGCGAAAUAUCAAGUCAGAACAUAUCCGAAAAUUCUAGAUUCUCUCAGGCGACGAAACGAACCAGUACAGAUGAUGAUGGCACUCCAAGCACGAAGAAGCCGAGAACAGAAGAUGGAAGGACUCUAAGCCGAACUCAAUCAGAUAUCUUCCGUAAAGUUGCAUUUCCAAACUUGGUGACAUCAGAGCGCAUUUUCCGUCACUCGGAGCGGCAGGGAUUAUUCGUUAUUCGUUGUAAUCGGUCUAAAUGCUCAAGUGGCUAUUUCACGGAGCCGCCUCUAGCCUAUAAUAGAGCUCUGAAGCAUUUCCAAGGCCACGGCGAGACUGGACCGGAUGGCGAAGAACUUACAAAUGAGUAUAUCUUUGAAAACUUCGCAUGUGAGAUCGAAGGUAUCAACAUGGUGAGCAAGUAUUGGAUUAAAGAACAUCUUGGCUCGUCGCCGCAUACUUUUUCCCCUGGGAAGCCAAGAUCUCGGAAUGGUCAGGUUGACAAGGUCGAAGAUGUCGAUGAUGUCGAUGAUGUCAAAAUUGAUACAAACGAACCUUUGCGCAAACGGCAAGAUGACAAGAAUUACACGCCCUCUAAGAAGAUCCAAAAUCAUGUUCCAACCCAUGAACCAGACGAUGAGGUAGAAGCUGAGAAGCCACGCCGCACUCCUCGGAGCGUGCAACGUCCAGACUACGCUGAGAUGGUUGCUAACAAGGACCCAUGGAACCUGUCUGAUGAGGAAAGCGAGAGGGCCAUUCCACGUUCAAUGAAGGGAUCGAAGGGAUUUAUGAAGGCCGCCAACGCAACUGCGAAGUCUUCACGAUCCAGCUCUAGCAGAUCACAGGGCUCGUCGAAUACCUCGUCAAAGACCUCGACCCCGGUGCCAUCCACAUCGAGAGCGAAGACAACGCCAAGUAAGUACGUCAGCGCCUAUUCCCAUGCUGACGAACUUCAUCUCAAUGUAUCUAGGCCUUUUGGCUACACAUCGGAGCAAUGGCCGCGGCGCUCAGCGCCUAGCUAG